GGAGAGGCUGGAUGUAAAAAUUUACGUGGUGGCCGAGAGGGGAAGGUCAGACUGCUGGAGUCCAAGUUCAUUUUUACAGAGAAGAAGAAGAAGGAGCAGCCGAAGCAGCGGGAGGGAGGGGAGGAUGUCCUGGUCAUUCAGCUGAUGAGAGGGGACGAGGCUUGCCAUGGAGAAACUAAAAGGUCCCAACGCAGGAUGCAGCAAAGGCACCUGUGGAUGGAGAUCACUGCUUCUCCCACAGCUCAACAGACAAUCGCUGUAUGUGUACGGCAGCGAGAUCGCCGUGGAGAAGGAGUGCAUCCGCCAGCUGCAGAGCGGAGUCUUUGUCAUUCACCCUUUCAGCGUCAUGAGGAGUUACUACAUCAUGGGCAUGAUGGCCAUCACAUUUUUGAACCUCAUUGGGAUUCCCAUGGAGAUAGCGUUUCUGGACGGCAACAGCGGACUGGCUUGGGAGAGUUUCAACGUGUUCUCGGACACACUGUUCCUCAUAGAUGUGGUUCUUAACUUCAGAAUGGGUAUCAUAACGGAGGAUGCAGAGGAAGCCAUUCUGGAUCUCAAGCUGAUCCGAGCCAACUACCUGAGGACAUGGUUCAUACCAGACGUUAUAGCAGCUUUUCCCAUCGGAUACAUUCUGCUGUUUGCGGACUUACAUUACCACAGCGAUGACAACCCAUCCAAGACCAACAGGAUGAUGAGGAUUCUGAUGUUUGUGCGGAUUCUCAGCUUGAUCCGGCUGGCUCGAGUGUCCCGACUGGUCAGGUUCUUCAACGAAGUGGAGAAAGUUUCAAAUGCAAACCUGGAGGUGGUCCGCCUCUUCUUCCGCGUCUUGUCUCUUUUUAUGAUGAUUUUCCUGCUGUGUCACUGGAACGGCUGCAUCCAGUACUUUGUACCAAUGCUGGAGGAGUUCCCCUCUGACUGCUGGGUUCGGAAAGAAAACCUGAUGAAUGCCACAGUCAUUGUAAAAUACUCUUGGGGGGUGUUUCGAGCUCUCUCCCAGAUGAUUGCUCUCUCUUACGGCUCCAUGGACGCGCCAACAAAUUAUGUUGAGCUGUGGAUCGUCAUGGUCAGCAUGGUGUCCGGCUGUCUCAUGUACACUGUCCUUGUGGCCAACGCUACGGCCAUGAUCGCCAACGUAGACCCGGCGGCCAAGGAAUACAAGAGCAAGAUGAGUCGUUUGGAGCACUACAUUGCCUUCAUGAAGCUGCCGCCGGAGCUGCACCUCCGCAUUAACAACUACUACCAGGCUCGUUACGGAGGGAAGUGGUUUGAUGAGAAGGACGUCAUGGACACGAUGUCCUCAGCACUAAAAGAGCAAAUCCUGAUGGUGAUGUGCAGCCGACUGCUAAGAAAAGUGCCAAUGUUCAAGGACCGAGAUGAAAACUUGAUCAAUACUAUCCUGCCCAAACUGGAGUAUGAAGUGUUCCAGGAAGGAGACGUCAUCGUUCGUCAGUACGUCCCCGGUGACCGCAUGUUCUUCAUCGACCACGGCGAGGUUCUCAUGGAGACAGAUUCCUACGAGAGAGAGCUGUGUGAUGGAGACUACUUUGGAGAGACAUGUGUCCUGACCAAAGGCAAACAUCUGGCCACAGUGAAGGCGGUGAUUGACUGCCAGUGCUUCUCUCUGUCGUAUAAGGAUUUACAGGAUGUGCUUGAGGGCUUUCCAGAAGUGAAGAAAGACCUAGAAAACUUGGUACAGCUCGACCCUGAUGAACUUCUUUAGGAUCAGACACAGCGCCUGAACUUUUGACGUCACGAGGAGGACAGAAGCCAUGCAAUUCCAGGACAUUUUAUGCACUUGAGUGACGGUGAUGCUCUCAUGUGGAGUCCGAUUAGGGAUUAUUCACUGAUGAAAUGGACAAUUAAGAGCAUCUUUUUAAUCUGGGAGUGGUUCUCUUUUCUGAUGCAUCAUAAGCAAUAAAAAAAGACUUCAACAGAAAAGACAGUAGGACAUUUGGUCUGAGCCUCCUUUGUUGAUGAGGUUGCAACUUAGCAACUGUUGUUUUGACAGUUGAAAGAUUGUGCAGGCAAAAAAAUUGUGCAAAAAUGGUUCUGGCUGCUCCUGUCAUUUCUGGUUCAAGGGAAAGCACUCUUUCUUGUUUUCCUCAUGCCAGACACAUUUGUCUCGGGUGGUGAAACGUCUUAAAUUCAAGGACUGCACCUGCAAAAUCAUCACCUAGGAGCAAGGCUGGCGUCAGAGAAUAAAGCUCUGUGACAUUUCCAGGAAUCAAUAUCAAUGACAAAUAUGUGUAAUCUUAACAUUUGUGAGUCAACUACUCAGUGUUGCAAAGGUUUUAUUUUGUGCUAAACAAUGUCCUUUUGGAAAGCUUUGUUUCUAACUAGAUGUUUUUCUCGCUUGACCUAAUAAAGCCAUAGGUUUAUUUAAACCAUGAGUAAGCAAUAGAAACAAAAACAAUAAUAAUAAUGAAUAAAUUGUUUCAAACAUGACUUACAUGAAAUUGUAACUGGAACUUGGAAAAGGAAAGUUACCCUAGCAAAAGUCCAGAUGGGCCCCUGUUUGGUGCUUAAUGACGGUUGUGCAGGACAAAACAAGUAAUGAGUGUCAGUGUUAUGAGAUGAAAAUUCAGAUUUUAGUCGGAUUGCUGGCAGGUUUUGGGGCAAAUUCUUUUUUGGUGUAUGCUUUAUGUGUGACCGGACCUCUCCUGCAGGGCCACCAAGGCUCUGCAGGACCUGAAGCUGCACUUUACUGGUCAGCAGAGGCUAUGAAGCUCCGUAUAACACUUAAGGAACUCUCCUGGCAUUACGUCAAAAUAAUAUCCCACUAUAUAACAUCUCUCUGUUUUUAUUAGUAUAGAAUUUGGUCAAAAUAAAAGUUACAUUUUCAUUACCUUAGAAUGAGCUUUUCCCCCCCCAAGGACAACACUGUUGUGUUGAUCUUUUGAUGGUUUAUGUCUGCCUGUGAGAGAGACCUGAGUAAGCAAGUUUCUUUUGGUGAGGGACCAAAUAGAAGAGGGCAAAGUGAAGGCUUAAAAUAGCUUUUAAAUUAAAAUAUGUUUGAAAACACACUUUUACCCCCGGGGAGUACCAGAUGGGGUGAUUAAAACAUAAGACUGCCAUUAAAAAGGUUGAAUACACAGAAAUCCUGAAACAGAUUGAAAUUUCACUUGUGAGACUACCAUGCAAUAUGUUUGGUAUUAUGAAACAGAAGAGAAGAAGAUUAAGACUUAUUUAGAGGUUAGAAGAAGUCAAAAUGAAGGACUGUUCAGUAGAUUGUGAUUAUUCACAAGGGAAUAGGCAAGGAGAUGAUAUAUCAAUAACUUACAACAGUAAAGGUGGGAAAUGUUCAUCAGUCAAUAUGUAUACUGUUUCAUGGUAUGUCCUGAUUAUCUGCAGCCAGCCGCCGACUGAUUCAUUACUCAUUAUUUAUAAUCAUGUCUACAGCAAGGCCAGAGUCGAUGCAGAUGGAUUUCAGAGCGGUUUUGUAAGCAGGAUUUUAAAACUAGCAGGGCUAAUGUCAAAAAAUCUGAUGAGGAAGUGAGAAAUGUGAGAAACUUUGUUGAUUGUUUCUGUUUUUUAUUUACCAGUAAAGUGCCCUCAUGGCUUUUCUUGUAAAGUGGUGCAACUUAUAUCAACUGAAUUCCACUUGAUGCAGCUUACUUAAAAAAAUUAAAAAGAGCAUUAAUCUUGGUCACAUUUACUCUGGUCAGCACGUUUAUGACUAUUUCAUGACUAUACGGGGAACUCUGACCUCUUUUUGUCUCCUCAGGUGAAGCACCAUCAGCCAAAACGGCCGUUUACAGCUUUAAUAGGCGGUUAUGAAUGCACAAACUUAACAUGACCCAAUCUAAUGCAUCAUUAUCUCCCGUACAGUAUUACAACAGACCUAAAACUGAUCAAGCUGCAAGCUUGUUUUGUUUUUUGUUUGUUUGUUCGACAAUUUCAUUCCUUUUGUGAAAGUUUAUGCAAUU
Messenger RNA from Cololabis saira (Pacific saury), 3926 nucleotides. It is a transcript of the gene hcn5, whose product is annotated as hyperpolarization activated cyclic nucleotide-gated potassium channel 5. The transcript is spliced from 10 exons. Gene Ontology annotation, cellular component: membrane. NCBI's taxonomy places the organism in Eukaryota, Metazoa, Chordata, Actinopteri, Beloniformes, Belonidae. The record is from RefSeq and is a predicted model, not a curated record. Gene Ontology annotation, molecular function: monoatomic ion channel activity. Bases 167 to 1720 code for a protein of 517 amino acids. Gene Ontology annotation, biological process: monoatomic ion transport; transmembrane transport.